This is a messenger RNA of Arachis duranensis, 774 nucleotides long. RefSeq lists its product as uncharacterized. Lineage: Eukaryota; Viridiplantae; Streptophyta; Magnoliopsida; Fabales; Fabaceae. The transcript has 3 exons. The record is from RefSeq and is a predicted model, not a curated record. Bases 1 to 774 code for a protein of 257 amino acids.
AUGGGGGAGGAUGGAGACAGUAGAGGGGCACCAAGCGAGCAACCGGGCACAGCCAAGGAGGGAAAUAAAAAGUCCACCAAGGGUAAGGAACCGAUAGGAGCUAGAGGUAAGGGAUUUUCUACUCUUAUUAGAGAUUUGAGGAAGGACCUUGAUGUGAAUUUUGUCAUUUUGCUGGAAACCCACAUUAGCGGUGUUCGGGGAGAGAGGGUCAGGAACAGAAUUGGGCUAAAUGGUAGUUUUGUGGUGGAGGCGAGAGGGCAGUCAGGAGGCAUCUGGUGUUUGUGGGACUCAAACUUUUGGAAGGUGGAGGUGCUGAGCCAUACUUUUCAAUUUGUCCACAUGAAGAUAAAAGACAAGAAUAAAGUCCACAUGAAGAUAAAAGACAAGAAUGAAAAUCAGCGGUUGCUUAUAGCCGUUUAUGGGAGCCCAAAUAGAGGUUACAGAAAAUCUCUUUGGGAUGAUCUGCGUGAAAUUAGCAGGGAUGCUAGCAUUCCUUGGUGCGCCAUAGGUGAUUUCAAUGCCAUUAUCUGCCCGUAUACUUGGAAAAGAGGUUCUCUGGCAGAAAGGCUUGAUAGGGGUCUCGCUAAUCCCGACUGGCAGAUCACAUUUCCAGGAGCUUCCAUCCAGCACCUGCCAAACCUGAAGUCUGAUCACUCCCCUCUCUUUCUUCGUCUUGCCCCAAAGGCCUCUCCUAAUAAGGGAAGGAGGCCCUUCAGAUUUUUGGCCGCUUGGCUGGACCACCCUGGUUUUGAUGAUGUUGUUAACAGAGGUUGA